UGAGCUGUCGCCCAUCGUCUCUGUGGAGGGAAGUUGGGGAGGCUCUUUGGUGGCUUGGGAAACGAUUUGACUCUAAAGUAAACUGGUUUGAAGGCAAAACGCAAAGUGGAAUAUCAGUUUGGGGCUCUAGUGGACGGCAAGUCAACAGCUUCCUUUACUCUAAGGUCGCUGGAAAUACUACAGGAAUCUUAACUGGGGUAGACAACCCCUAAAACUGCAUCAUCAUGGAUGAGAAUGAAGAAUUUGAGGAUGAGUUUGAGGAAGAGGAGCUUAUCGAGGAAGAGUAUUUUGAGGAGACGGUGACUUCGACCACCUCUCACCAGACCACAUCUCGGGCAGCAGAGGUAACUCAACAGCCUGGUGUUCCUGUGAGGAGAGUGGUCAGGAAGAAGGUUAAGGUGGACACCUCCAAGUUCAUGACUCCUUACUUGGCCCACAGCCAGAAGAUGCUGGACUUGUUCUCCUACAACAAGUACCGUCAUGCCUAUGACAAGGCUAAGGGGAAACCCUAUGCCAUCACGGCUGACACCCCUGAGAUGAUGAGGAUCAAGAAGGCUCAGGAGCAGCUGUCUGAGGUGAAAUACCGGAUGGAGGGGAAUAAGGUCAGGUGUACCAGUUUGUAUGAUGGGGAGGCUAGAGAGAUCGCCCAUGUCAAGCAUGUCUCUGAGCUGAUCAGCAAGGUUCUGUACAGGGCCAAGUGGGAUGAGACAAAGGACAGGUACCUGCUGCCCCCUGAUGCCCCGGAGCUUGUCCUGGCUGUGAAGAACGCUGCCAACUACAGCAAGAAACUGUACACGGAGCAAUGGGAUGAGGACAAGACCAUGUGCUAUCCUUACAGCGAUUCUCCGGAGCUGCGCAGGGUGGCCAAGGCACAGGAGGUCCUCAGUGAUAUCCUGUACAAGAAGGGGCAUGCUGAGCGAACGGCAAAGUACACAUCUCUGGCUGUGCCUAAUGAUAUGGAGCUGGCCAAGAAAAAUUUUGAACAGCGCAGUGACCUCAAGUACCAUGAGGACUACAACAAGAACGUCAAGGGCCACUGGUGUGAGACGCCCUACAUUGAGGUGGCUAUUGCCAGGGUAGCUAUGGACAACCUUAGCAAUAAAAUGUACACGGCUGCGUAUGAGGACAUAAAAGACCAAAUCAAUUUUAUGCAAACCGAGACGCCAGAAUACAAACAGCACAAGAAGGCUGGUCACGCUGCUAGCUCGAUCAAAUACAAGAAGGAUUACGAGAACAGCAAAUCGGUAGCUGACUACAACGUUCUCCCAGCCACAGACAACCCUCUGCUCAGGCAGCUGAGAUAUGCUGGCACCAUCUUGAGUGACAAAGUCUACAAGGCCAGCUAUGAGAAAUCAAGGGGGUCAAGUAUCAACUACUGUGACACCCCCAAGUUCAAGAUGGACUCUGUUGUACAACAGUUUAGUGACGCACAUUAUAAAGACAAGUAUGAGAACGAGGUGAAGGGCCACUAUAUUGGCAGCUAUGAGGAUAUCUACAUGCAACACUGCAAGAAAAUGGAGGAGAUCAAGAGUGAACAAAACUACAAAGCUGAUUAUGAGGACAUCAAGACAAGAUGUUUCUAUCCUCAAACCAUGUCGCCAGAAUAUGAAGCUCAUAAGAAAGUUGCCCAGUGUAAAGAUAAAGUGUACCGGCAACAUCCGGGUACGGUGAAGUUUACGCAAGUGACAGACUCGCCUGUUCAAGUGCAAGCCGCCAUCAACGCUAAACAGCUGAGUGAUCUCAACUAUCACGCAGCAUAUGAGUUGGAUAAGUUUAAGUGUGCCCUGCCCCCAGACUACCCCUUAUUCAUCCAGUCCAGAGCCAAUGCAUAUAACCUUAGUGAUAGUUGUUAUAGGUAUGAUUGGGAGAAAGUGAAAGCCAAGCAGUUCGAGGUCAAGGGUGAUGCUAUCUCGAUCCUUGCAGCCCGUGCCCACACAAACAUAGCGAGUGAUGUCAAAUACAAGAAGGAAUUUGAGAAGAACAAGGGAAAGAUGGUGGGAGCCCUCAGCAUACAUGACGACCCCAAGAUUAUGCACUCCAUGCACGUGGCCAAAAUCCAGAGUGAUCGCGAGUACAAGAAGAACUAUGAGAAGACAAAAACCAAGUACAUCACCACGCUGGACAUGAUGUCUAACACCCUGGCCAAGAAGUCCCAGGGUAUCGCCAGCAUGGCCGGCUACAGAACCAUCCACAACCGCUACCUCCUGCCUCAUGACGCCAUGUCGCUGGACCUGGCCAAGAAGGCCAACAUCAUCCAGAGUGACAAUGAAUACCGUUCAGACUACAACAACUCCACCAAGGGCUCUGGUUGGGUCGCCUUCGGCUCCAUGGAAGUGGAGAAGGCCAAGAAAGCUGGAGAUAUCCUCAAUGAGAGAAAGUACCGUCAGCACCCAGACACUGUCCCCUUCACCUCCAUCGCUGAUCACCCCGUCAUGAUGCAGGCCCAGGUCAACCAGAUUAUGAGGAGUGAUCUUCACUACAAGAAGGGUCUUGAGGAGAUCCACCAGAAGUACUCUCUGCCCCAUAAUGACCCCCAGUUCCUUCAGGCCAAAUGCAACGCCUACAACAUCAGCAAGAUUCAGUACAAGAAAGACUAUGUGAAGGGAAAGGGCAAACAAAUCGGCCUGCGCAAUCUUCAGGAUGACCCCUGUGCUGGUGCACACAUGGAUGUGGCCAGGUUGCAGAGUGACAAGAACUACAAGAAGGACUACCACAAGUCAAAGCUGAAGUUCCACUCUCCAGUUGACAUGAUGAGUGUUGUACAUGCCAAGCACGCCUCCACAGUGCAGACCUUUGCUGGCUACAGGAAGAUCCAGCACCACUACAGUCUUCUGCCUGGGUCCAUGAAUCUUGAGCUGGCUCGCACCAUGAAUACCAAUGCCAGUGAUGUGAACUACAAAGCGGAUUGGGAGAACUCUGUGAAGGGAACUGGCUGGAUCCCCAUCGGCUCCAUUCCUGUGGAGCUAGCCAAGCAGGCCGGGGCUGUUCUGGAUGAGCACAAGUACAGGCAGCACCCUGAAAACUUUAAAUUCACCAGCAAGAUGGACGGCAUGAAUAUGGAGCUGUGCAAGCAUAACCAAAAGAUCAUGAAUGUUCAAGAAUAUAAAGCCAGUGGAGAGAAGUUCCUGCACACUUACAAUCUCCCUGCAGAUGCACCAGAGUUUAUGCAAGCCAAAUACAAUGCUGUCAACAUCAGCAAGAACUAUUACACAUAUGCUCACCGUCAAGACAUUCUCAAAGGACAUCAGGUGAAGGCAGAUGCCAUCCCCAUCAUCGCUGCCAGGGCCUGCACUAAUAUUGCCAGCAAUUACAAGUAUAAGCUGGCGUACGAGAAGGGAAGAGGCAAGCAUGUUGGCUUCCGCAAUGUUAAGGACGACCCCUUGCUGGUGCACUACAUGGAGGUGGCUAAAAUGCAGAGUGAGCAGAACUACAAGAAAGACUACCACAAGUCAAAGCUGAAGUUCCACUCUCCAGUUGACAUGAUGAGUCUUGUGCAUGCUAAGCACGCCUCCGCAGCGCAGACCUUUGCUGGCUACAGGAAGAGCCUUCACAACUACACUCUUCUCCCUGAGGCUAUGCCUGUUCAGCUGGCUCGCACCAUGAUGGAUAUCCAGAGCAACAACGCCUACAAGUCCGACUACAACAACAUGUACAAGGGUACUGGCUGGGUUCCUAUUGGCUCUAUGCAGGUGGAGUUGGCUAAGACAGCCAUGGCAGCCCGAGAUGAGCAAGGCUACCGUGUGCACCCCAGCACCCUGAAGUUCACCAGUCUGACUGGCCAGAUGAACAUGGCCCUUGCCAUGACCAACACCAAGCUACUUGAUGAUGCUUCAUACAGAGCAUCUGGCGAGAAGUUCAAGCACACCUACAACCUGCCUGCAGACAGCCCCCAGUUCCUCCAGGCCAAGUGCAAUGCUCAGACCAUGAGCGAGUCUCACUACAAGCACAAGUGGGUGGAAGAUAUUGCCAAAGGAUACGACAUGAGACCAGAUGCUAUCUCUGUCAUCCAUGCUAAGCACGGCAGACAUAUUGCCAGUGAUAUCCAGUACAAGAAAGACUAUGUGAAGGGAAAGGGCAAACAAAUCGGCUGCCGCAAUCUUCAGGAUGACCCCUUGCUGGUGCACUACAUGGAUGUGGCCAGGUUGCAGAGUGACAAGAACUACAAGAAGGACUACCACAAGUCAAAGCUGAAGUUCCACUCUCCAGUUGACAUGAUGAGUCUUGAACAUGCUAAGCACGCCUCCACAGUGCAGACCUUUGCUGGCUACAGGAAGAUCCAGCACCACUACACUCUUACCGCUGACUCCAUGAACCUUGUGUUGGCUCGCACCAUGAAUGCCAGUUCCAGUGACUAUGAGUACAAGUCUGACUGGAACAACUAUGUGAAAGGAACGGGAUGGAUUCCUAUUGGCUCAUUGCCGGUGGAACUUGCAAAGGUUGGCGGGGACAUCCAGAGUGAACAUAAGUACCGUACACACCCCUCUAAAUUCCAGUUCAAGAAGCUGAUGGACUCUAUGGACAUUGUCCUGGCCACUGACAACAACAAGAUCAUGAACAAGCAAGAAUACACCAAACAAUGGCACAAGGACAAGCUCACAGUCCAUGUGAUGCCAGAUGCCCCUGAGAUUGUCCUGGCCAAGGCUAAUGCUAUCAACAUGAGUCAGAAAACCUACAAAGCAGGCCUGGCGAAGAUGUAUAAGAAUGGUUACGACUUGAAGGUUGAUGCCAUAGCCAUUCAGGCUGCCAAGCAGGGCACCAAAAUCGCCAGUGACUACAAGUACAAGCUGAGUCACCGAAUGAAUAGGGGAAAACAAAUCGGCUGCCGCAAUCUUCAGGACGACCCCUUACUGGUGCACUACAUGGAGGUGGCCAGGUUGCAGAGUGACAAGAACUACAAGAAGGACUACCACAAGUCAAAGCUGAAGUUCCACUCUCCAGUUGACAUGAUGAGUGUUGUACAUGCCGAAGCAUGCCUCCACAGUGCAGACCUUUGCUGGCUACAGGAAGAUCCAGCACCACUACACUGUGCUGCUGAUGCCAUGAACGUGGAGUUGGUAAGCAGAUGCAGACGAUCGCCAGUGAUAAUUUUGUACAAAAGUGACUAUGAGACAAGCGUCAAAGGCACAGGAUGGAUUCCCAUUGGUUCUCUGGAUGUAGAGAGAGCCAAAACAGCUGGCCUGAUUGGCAGUGAGCAACUGUACCGCCAACACCCCAGCAGCUUUAAGUUUACCAAGGACAUGCACUCCAUGGACGUCGUCCUGGCCAAUGCUAACAAUGCAAUCAUGAACAAGUAUAUCUGUCUUAUAGCAAACGACGUUGACGCCUGGAAUAAGGAUAAGACCUCUGUCCACAUCAUGCCAGACUCAAUGGAGGUGGUGUUGGCCAGACCAACAAGAUCAACUCCAACACUAUAUAAGCUUGCCAAUGAACAGGACAAGAAGAAGGGUUAUGACCUGCGCAACGAUGCUAUUGCAAUCCUGGCAGCCAAACAGGGCACAUCCAUUGCUAGCGAUUUCAAAUACAGGGCUGGCUACCGUAAGCAGGUUGGCCACCACAUUGGAGCCCGCUGUGUCGAGGAAGACCCUCUGCUCAUGCUGGCUAUUAACUCAGCCAAGAUUGCCAGUGAUGCUCUGUACAAGAAGGACUUCCAUCAGUCCAAGACCAAGUUCCAUCUCCCAUUGGACAUGAUGGCCUUUGAGUUGGCCAAGAAGAACCAGAUCCAGGUCAACCAUGCCAAAAAUGCUCGACUGCACAACUGGACCUGUCUGCCAGACUCCACUGAUGUUGUCCAUGCCAGACAUGUCUAUGACAUAGCGAGUGAUGCUGUGUAUAAGGCUGAUCUAAAGAGCCUGCAAGGUAUCGGAUGGGUUCCCAUCGGCUCACUUGAUGUUGAGAAGGCAAAGAAAGCCGCCGAGGUCCUGAGUGAGAAGCUGUAUCGUCAGCACCCAAGCAACUUCAAGUUCACCAGCUCAGUUCAAGACAUUGGAAUGGUUUUGGCUAAACAAAAUAAUGAUAAUGCCAACAAGCAAGCUUACACUGAGGCGUGGGAGAAGGACAAAACCAAUACAGGAAAAGCAAUGGUAGAGGAUAAGAAGAAGGGCUAUGAUUUGCGCAAUGAUGCCAUUGCUGUCACGCAGCCAAGCACGGCAGAGGACAUUACACACAAGUACAAGACUGGCUACCGUAAGCAGGUUGGCCACCACAUUGGAGCCCGCUGUGUCGAGGAAGACCCUCUGCUCAUGCUGGCUAUUAACUCAGCCAAGAUUGCCAGUGAUGCUCUGUACAAAGACUUCCAUCAGUCCAAGACCAAGUUCCAUCUUCCAUUGGACAUGAUGGCCUUUGAGUUGGCCAAGAAGAACCAGAUCCAGGUCAACCAUGCCAAAUAUGUAACUCGACUGCACAACUGGACCUGUCUGCCAGACUCCACUGAUGUUGUCCAUGCCAGACCUGUCUAUGACAUAGCGAGUGAUGCUGUGUAUAAGGCUGAUCUAAAGAGCCUGCAAGGUAUCGGAUGGUUCCCAUCGGCUCACUUGAUUGAGAAGGCAAAGAAAGCCGCCGAGGUCCUGAGUGAGAAGCUGUAUCGUCAGCACCCAAGCAACUUCAAGUUCACCAGCUCAGUUCAAGACAUUGAAUGCAAGCUUACACUGAGGCGUGGGAGAAGGACAAGACCAAGAACCACAUAUGCCAGAUGCGAUGGAACUGUUUUGGCCAAUGCGAACAAGUCCAACUACAGUUGGAACCAAUACAGGAAAGCAAUGGUAGAGGAUAAGAAGAAGGGCUAUGAUUUUCGCAAUGAUGCCAUGUCUGUCAUCGCAGCCAAGCACGGCAGGGAAAUUAUCAGUGAUCACAAGUACAAGACUGGCUACCGUAAGCGUGGCCACCACAUUGGAGCCCGCUGUGUCGAGGAAGACCCUCUGCUCAUGCUGGCUAUUAACUCAGCCAAGAUUGCCAGUGAUGCUCUGUACAAGAAGGACUUCCAUCUCCAACACAAGUUCCAUCUCCCAUUGGACAUGAUGGCCUUUGAGUUGGCCAAGAAGAACCAGAUCCAGGUCAACCAUGCCAAAUAUGUAACUCGACUGCACAACCGGACCUGUCUGCCAGACUCCACUGAUGUUGUCCAUGCCAGACAUGUCUAUGACAUAGCGAGUGAUGCUGUGUAUAAGGCUGAUCUAAAGAGCCUGCAAGGUAUCGGAUGGGUUCCCAUCGGCUCGCUUGAUGUUGAGAAGGCAAAGAAAGCCGCCGAGGUCCUGAGUGAGAAGCUGUAUCGUCAGCACCCAAGCAACUUCAAGUUCACCAGCUCAGUUCAAGACAUUGGAAUGGUUUUGGCUAAACAAAAUAAUGAUAAUGCCAACAAGCAAGCUUACACUGAGGCGUAGAAGGACAAGACCAAGAACCACAUUAUGCCAGAUGCGAUGGACAUUGUUUUGGCCAAUGCAAACAAGUCCAACUACAGUUGGGAAGACCCUCUUCUCAUGCUGGCUAUUAACUCAGCCAAGAUUGCCGAUGAUGUUCUGUACAAGAAGGACUUCCAUCAGUCCAAGACCAAGUUCCAUCUCCCAGUGGACAUGAUGGCCUUUGAGUUGGCCAAGAAGAACCAGAUCCAGGUCAACCAUGCCAAAUGUAACCGACUGCACAACUGGACCUGUCUGCCAGACUCCACUGAUGUUGUCCAUGCCAGACAUGUCUAUGACAUAGCGAGUGAUGCUGUGUAUAAGGCUGAUCUAAAGAGCCUGCGUAUCGGAUGGGUUCCCAUCGGCUCACUUGAUGUUGAGAAGGCAAAGAAAGCCGCCGAGGUCCUGAGUGAGAAGCUGUAUCGUCAGCACCCAAGCAACUUCAAGUUCACCAGCUCAGUUCAAGACAUUGGAAUGGUUUUGGCUAAACAAAAUAAUGAUAAUGCCAACAAGCAAGCUUACACUGAGGCGUGGGAGAAGGACAAGACCAAGAACCACAUUAUGCCAGAUGCGAUGGACAUUGUUUUGGCCAAUGCAAACAAGUCCAACUACAGUUGGAACCAAUACAGGAAAGCAAUGGGAGAGGAUAAGAAGAAGGGCUAUGAUUUGCGCAAUGAUGCCAUUGCUGUCAUCGCAGCCAAGCACGGCAGGGAAAUUAUCAGUGAUCACAAGUACAAGUCUGGCUACCGCAAGCAAAUUGGCCACCACAUUGGAGCCCGCUGCGUCGAGGAUGACCCUCUGCUCCGUGCUGGCUCUGAACAGGCCAGUGAUGCUCUGUACAAGAAGGACUUCCAUCAGUCCAAGACCAAGUUCCAUCUUCCAUUGGACAUGAUGGCCUUUGAGUUGGCCAAGAAGAACCAGAUCCAGGUCAACCAUGCCAAAUAUGUAACUCGACUGCACAACUGGACCUGUCUGCCAGACUCCAGUGAUGUCGUUCAUGCCAGACAUGUCUAUGACAUAGCAAGUGAGGCGGUGUACAGGGCUGACAUGAAGUGGCUCAGGGGAAUUGGAUGGGUCCCCACUGGCUCACUUGAUGUGGAAAAAGCCAAGAAGGCCGGCGAGAUCUUGAGUGAGAAGAAAUACCGCCAGCACCCCAGCACUCUGGACUUCAAAAGCCCCCUCGACAGCAUGGAUAUCGUUCUGGCCAAAAAUAACGGCCAGAUCAUGAACAAGCGGCAGUAUGUUGAACAAUGGGAUGCAGAUAAGAUUAAAAUCCACGUCGGCAAUGAGCUUCCAGAACUUGUGCUGGCCAAGGCCAAUGCGAUCACCAUGAGCAAUAAACUGUACAAACAAGGAUUUGAUGAAACCAUCAAGAAGGGUUAUUACCUUCCUGUCGAUGCUAUCUCUGUCAAGGCUGCCAAGCAUGGUAGAGAGAUUAUCAGCGAUUACAAGUACAAGGCUGGCUACAGCAAGCAGGUUGGCCACCACAUUGGAGCCCGCUGUGUCGAGGAAGACCCUCUGCUCAUGCUGGCUAUUAACUCAGCCAAGAUUGCCAGUGAUGUUCUGUACAAGAAGGACUUCCAUCAGUCCAAGACCAAGUUCCAUCUCCCAUUGGACAUGAUGGCCUUUGAGUUGUGCAAGAAGAACCAGAUCCAAGUCAACGACUUCAACUACAGAACUCACCUGCACAACUGGACCUGUCUGCCAGACUCCACUGAUGUCGUCCACGCAAGGAAAGUCUACGAUCUGCACAGUGAGGCUGUCUACCGUGCUGACAUGGAGUACAUUAGAGGUACUGGCUGGGUCCCCAUUGGCUCUCUGGAUGUGUUGAAAGCUAAGAAAGCUGCAGAGAUUCUGAGCGAUCGCCUCUACAAGCAGAAACCAGAUUCUCUUAAAUACACCACCGACAUGCACUCCAUGCCUAUGGUGCUGGCCAAGGCUAAUGCUGAGAUCAUAAACAAGGGCAACUAUGUUGCACAAUGGGAUGCUGAUAAGAUCAAAAUCCACGUCGGCAAUGAGCUUCCAGAACUUGUGCUGGCCAAGGCCAAUGCGAUCAACAAUAGCAACAAACUCUACAAAGCUGAAUUAGAGGAGUUGUACAAGAAGGGCUAUAACCUGAAAAGCGAUUGCAUCGCCAUCAAAGCUGCCAAGCAUGGUAGAGAGAUCAUAAGUGACGUCAAGUACAAGGCUGGCUACAGUGAGCAGGUUGGCCACCACAUUGGAGCCCGCUGCGUCGAGGAAGACCCUCUGAUCAUGCUGGCUCUGAACUCAGCCAAGAUUGCCAGUGAUGCUCUGUACAAGAAGGACUUCCAUCAGUCCAAGACCAAGUUCCACCUCCCAGUGGACAUGCUGACCAUUGAAUUGGCCAAGAAAUGCCAGACGCAGGUCAAUGACUUCAACUACAGAACUCGCCUGCACAACUGGACCUGUCUGCCAGACUCCAGUGAUGUCGUCCAGGCCAGGAAGGUCUACGCUUUGCAUAGUGACGCUGUGUACAGGGCUGAUUUGGAAUGGCUCAGAGGCACUGGCUGGGUCCCUAUUGGCUCGAUCGACGUUGAGAAAGCCAAGAAGGCCGCCGAGAUCCUGAGCGAGAGGAAAUAUCGCGAGCACCCAAGCAAUUUCAAAUUUACCGCCACAACCGACGACAUGCCUUAUGCUUUGGCUACGGCCAAUGCCCAGAUAAUGGACAAGCGCCAGUACGUUCAACAGUGGGAGGCUGAUAAGGUCCAAAUCCACGUCGGCAAUGAGCUUCCAGAACUUGUGCUGGCCAAGGCCAACGCAAUCACCCUAAGCAACAAACUCUACCGUGAGGGAUUUAACGAGAUGAUCGGACAGGGAUAUCACCUGGAUAAGGAUGCCAUUGCUGUCCAACAUGCCAAGAAGAGCAGAGAGAUCAUCAGUGAUUACAAGUACAAGGCCGGCUUCCGCAAUCAGUGUGGCCACCAUAUUGGAGCCCAAUGCGUUGAGGAUGACCCUCUGCUUGUGCUGGCCGCCAAUGCAGCCAGGAUCUCCAGUGAUAUUAACUACAAGAAGAACUUCCACCUUACCAAGACCAAGUUCAGCAUUCCACUUGACAUGAUGUCCGUCGACUUGGCCAAGAAAAGCCAGUUCCAGAUCCAAGAAUUCACCUACAGAACUAAACUGCACAACUGGACCUGCAUGCCAGACAACACUGAUGUUGUCCGCGCCAGGAAGGUCUACUCUCUGCAAAGUGACGCGGUGUACAGGGCUGAUCUGGAGUGGCUCAGAGGGUGUGGCUGGUUGCCCCAGGGUUCUGUGGAUGUCAUCAAGGCAAAAAAUGCCCAAACUAUUCUCAACGAAAGGCUGUACCGCCAGCCCCCCAGCUCUAUCAAGUUCACCAGUGUUGUUGACUCUCCAGAGGUUGUCCUGUCGAAGCAGAACGCUGAGAUCCUCAGUGAUAGGAAAUAUAGAGAGGUUUGGGAUACUGAGAAGACCAAUAUCCACCUGAACAAUGAUCUACCUUCUCUGGUGCUGUCCAAGGCUAAUGCUAUCGCCAUCAGCAACAAACUAUACACUAAGGAUUGGGAUGCCGACAAGGCUAAGGGAUACCACAUCAAGGAGGACGCCAUCGCUGUGCUGAAGGCCAGAAAAUCUAGAGACAUCAUCAGCGACUACAAAUACCACGAGGGCUACCGUAAGCAGGUUGGCCACCACAURGGAGCCCGCUGUGUCGAGGAAGACCCUCUGAUCAUGCUGGCUCUGAACUCAGCCAAGAUUGCCAGUGAUGCUCUGUACAAGAAGGACUUCAACAAGUCCAAGACCAAGUUCCACCUCCCAGUGGACAUGCUGACCAUUGAACUGGCCAAGAAAUGCCAGGUCCAGGUUAACGACUUCAACUACAGAACUCACCUGCACAACUGGACCUGUCUGCCAGACUCCACUGAUGUCGUCCAGGCCAGGAAAACCUAUGAUCUGCAGAGCGAUGCUGUGUACAAGGCUGAUCUGGAGUGGCUGAGGGGAUGUGGUUGGAACCCCCAUGAGUCUGUGGAGGUCUUGAAAGUGAAACACGCCCAAGCAGUCCUGGCUGAUAGAGGCUACCGUGUCAAAUUGGAUCAGCAGAAGUUCACAGCUCCUGUGGACAGAAUCGACAUGGUUUGCGCCAAGAACGCUGCAGAUAUCCUCAAUGAGGCUAAUUACCGUGCACUGUGGCACACAGAGAAGACUAAGUACACGAUCACAGACACCCCAGGACUGGCAACAGCAAGAGAAGUGGCCAAGAAUCUCCAUCCGAAACUAUACACCAAGGACUGGGAUAAGGUCAAAGCUACCGGCUUUUUCAUGCCCGGAGAUGCUGUUCCCAUCAAGCAGUGCAUCCACAACAAUAAAGUCCAGAGUGACCACAAAUACAAGGCAGAAUAUCGCAAGCAGGCUGGCCACCACAUUGGAGCCCGCUGCGUCGAGGAUGACCCUCUGCUCAUGCUGGCUCUGAACUCAGCCAAGAUUGCCAGUGAUGCUCUGUAUAAGAAGGACUUCAACAAGUCCAAGACCAAGUUCCAUCUGCCAGUGGACAUGUUGUCCUUUGAGCUGGCCAAAAAAUGCCAGGUCCAGGUCAAUGACAACCACUACAGGACCCGUCUACAUAACUGGACCUGUCUGCCAGACUCCACUGAUGUCACACAGGCCCGCAAAGCCUACGACCUUCAGAGUGACGUUGUCUACAAGGCUGAUAUGGAAUGGCUCCGUGGAUGUGGAUGGGUUGCUGCCGAUUGUGUCGAUCACGUCAAAGUCAGAAAUGCCCAGAAGAUCAUGAACGAGAGGCUUUACAAGAAGGAUGCCAAAGACAACUUUGCCAAAUACACACACAUCGUGGAUCGUCCUGAGCAUAUCCUGGCCACCAUCAAUGCUUUUAACCUCAGUGAUCUGAAAUACAAGGAGACCUUCAACGCGGAGAAGGGCAAYUACAUCGGCUCAGAGGACACACCCCAGCUGGCCCAUAGCAGAGAGGUCGCCAAGGUCAUCAGUGAGAAAUACUACAAACUGGCCUGGGAUGAAAGCAAAGCUACUGGUUACCAGCUGGACGCUCAUUACAUCCCUGUAGUCGGAGCCAAGAAGACCAGGGAGAUUGUCAGCGACGCUAAGUACCAUGACACCCAUGAGAAGGCCAAGGGCCACUACCUGGCUGACACCCUGGUGGACUUCCCUGAGGUGAUGCGCUGUGGAGAACAGGAGAAACAGAAGGGCCUGAGGAAUUACCAGAAGGAGUAUAAUACCAACAAGGCCAAGAACCACAUCCCCGCUGACAUCAUUCCCAACAUCGUGGCUAAGAGGUGCCAGGACAUGCUCAGUGACGUGCUGUAUCGCACCUUACUGCACAACUGGACCUGCCACCCCGACCAGCAGGACCUUAUCAGAGCCCGCAAGAACAAUGAGAUCCUGAGUGAUGUGUACUACAAAGAAGACCUGAACUGGAUAAAGGGUAUUGGUUGCUAUGUUUGGGACACACCUGAGCUUGUCCGUGCCAAGAAUGCCCACCUGCUGCAGAGCGAUAUCAAAUAUAAGGAGGAGGGUAAGAAGGAAUUCAACAACUACUCCAUCGUGACAGACACCCCUGUCUACGUGACUGCUCUCCUGGGUCACACCUGGGCCAGUGAUCUGAACUAUAGGGAGGCUUACCAGAAAGACAAGCAUAUCUAUACCACCAUUCUGGAUACCUACGACUACGCACACAAUGCCAACCUCAAGCACAUCUACAGCACCAAAACAUAUACAUCUGCCUGGGACAAGAUCAAGGCUAAGGAUUACACGCUGCCAUCAGACUCCCACGCCCUGAAACACGCCAAACAACAGAAGGUCAUCCUCAGCAAUGUUAAAUACAGGGAGGAUUAUGAGAAGUUCAAGUCCCUCUACACCCUGCCCAAGUCCCUGGAGGACGACCCACAAACUCUCCGCUGCCUCAAAGCUGGAAAGAUGGGUCUUGACCGCUUGUACAAGGCGGACUAUGAGAAGACCAAGGCAAAGAACCACAUCCCCCCAGAUAUGCUAGAUGUCGUUUCAGCCCGUCAAACCCAGAACCAUGUCAGUGAGAUCGGUUACAGGAAGCACCUGCACCAGUGGAUCUGUAUGCCUGACAUGCAGGUGUACGUCCAGGCACGCAAGGUCAACGAGCAGCUCAGCGACAUCUUCUACAAGGAUGACCUGAACUGGCUGAGGGGAAUUGGCUGCUAUGCCUGGGACACCCCUGAGAUCCUGCGAGUCAAGGCUGCUGACAAACUGCAGAGCGAUAACAAGUACAGAGCCAAGGGCAUUGAGGCGUUCAAGGAUUACUCUGUGGUCAUCGACACUCCUACCUAUGAGACAGCAAAACUGAGUUCUCAGAACCUGAGCGAUCUCCACUACCGUCACGACUACGCCACCAAUGUCAAGGGAACUAACUCCUCCCCCGCUGUCACCGUGGAUACAGAGAGGGCACGCCUGGCCAACUUCAACCAGAGUGAUAACUUGUACAAAGAGGCCAACAAGAACUUCAUGCCCACUGGCUACUCUCUUCCCCACGACAAUCCUCUCAUGAAGCAGGCGAAACAAAAUUCCAUUGUUGCCAGCAGCGUGAAGUACAAGAAUGACUAUGAAAAGUCAAAGGCUACGAACUAUACCAUGGACCCAGAAGGUGUCAGCUUCGUCAACAUCAGGAACGCCAACAAGGUCACCAACCCGCGUCUGUACCGUGAGCUGUAUGAGAAGGGCAAGGGCAAGAUCCACACCACCUACGACACACCCGAAAUCAGACAGGUCAAGAUGACCCAGGAGGCCGUCAGCGACUUGUGUUACAAGGGGAAGUACUUUGCUGACAGAGGCACCAUGAUCCCCAUGGGCAUCACUCCCCAGAUGAUACACUGUAACCACGUCAACGAGAUCACCAGUGACCUGAGAUACAAGGAGGACCUUCUGUGGCUGAGAGGCAUUGGCUGCUUCCUGUAUGACACACCUGAGAUGUCUACUGUCCGCAACAUUACCAAGUUUAGAGCCAACUAUGAAGUUGAGGCAAAGAAGAACCGUGCCAACUUCACUGUGGUCCUGGACACACCAGAGUACCAGCGCGUCACUGAGCUAAAGACCCACAUGAGCGACCUGAUGUACAGAGCCCAGGGCAAUGUGGAGAAGACCAAGUGCACCACCACCCUGGACUCCCUCGAUGUCAAGAGAGUCAAAUGGGCCCAACAGCUCAGCAACAAGUAUAUGUACACUGACCUGGCCUCCAAGGAGAGGGCCCACUUCACUCCGGAGGUGGACACCCCCAUAAUGGACCACGCCAGGGCUAUGAAGGUGGUCUUCAGCGAGAUCAAAUACAAAGAUCAGUAUGAGAAGAUGAAGCACAAGUACACUAGCAUCCAUGACACACCCAUCCUGGUCCGGGCCAAGAAGGCCUACCUACAAUCCAGUGAUCUGCGCUACAAGGAGAGCUUUGAGCAGGCCAAGGGUCACUACCACAGCGUCAAGGAUGCCCUGGACAUCGUGUGUCACCGCAGGGUCACCGAUGACAUCAGCGAGGUCAAAUACAGAGAGAAGUACAUCAACUCUCUGGGUACAUGGAGAUCCAUGCCCGACCGUCCCGAGUUUUUCCACAGCAGAAUCAUCGGUGAAAACGUCAGCGAUAUCAAGUACAAGGAGGAUCUGGAAUGGCUGAAGGGUAUUGGCUGCUACGUGUGGGACAGACCUGAGAUGGUCCAGGCUGAGAAGAACAAGGUCCUCUUCAGUGAGAGACUCUAUAAAGCGACUUUCGAGAAGAACAGACACCACUUCAAGUAUACCUGUGACACUCCAUUCUUCCAGGCCACCAAGAAUGCCUCCGUUAUUAUCAACGAUAGGCACUAUAGAGCAGCCUAUGAGAAGACCAAGGAUAAGUACACCAGUGUGUUGGAUGAUCCUAGAAACCUCCUGGCUAAGGAGAACGCCAAGAAUAGCCAGAACAAAUAUAGAUCCAGGGCCAGGGUGCUCUUAAAGAACGGCUGCAAUGAGCUGCUCCGCCCAGACAUCCUCAGCGCCAUUUACCAGUCCAGCGAGCAGUGUAAGUGGAAGUACAGGGAGCAGUAUGAGCGUGCUAAGGGCAAGUUCACCUCCAUCCUGGAGACUCCCGAGCAUGAGAGCCACAAACGCAGCAAAGCCAUCAGAGACAAUGUCUACAAGAUGGAGUAUAACAAGAACAAGGCUAAGGGCUACACCCUGGGCCAUGACACUCCACACAGCACACACAUGAAGAAGGUCAAGGAGAUCACCAGCGUGCUGAAGUACAAGGAGGUAUAUGAGAGGAGCAAGGCCCAGAUCAACAUGGACCCUAAUUCCUUUGAAAUCCGCGCUGCCAAGGAAGCCUACAAGAACAUCAGCAAUCUGGACUACAGGAAGAAGUACCAGGCCACCAAGAACAAGUGGAUCUGGACCGUCGACAGACCUGACUUUAUCCAAGCUGCCAAGGCCAACUUCCAGCAGAGUGAUAUUGAGUACACGUAUGACAAGGAGAUGAUGAAGGGCUGUGUGAUCUCCAUCGUGGACGACAAGUUAGCCGUCCUGGCUAAGAUGAAUGCUGACUUAAGCAAUGUGAAAUACAGAGAGAAGUAUGAGAAGGCAAAGGGUCAGUAUAAGACUGUUCUGGACACUCCUACUAACCUUCAUGCCAAGUCAGUGCGCAUUCUGGCAUCUGAGAGCAAAUACAAGCUGGCUGGCAAGAUGGAGCAGCAGACCGGACAAUUCACCACUCUGCCCACGACCCGUGACACCAUCCACGCCAAGGACAUGGGCAAACUGGUCAGCGAGAAACAGUACAAGCAGAAGUUUGAGAAGGAGAAGGGCAAGUCCAAGUACAAUAACAUGAGAGUGCCUCCCGAUGUGCAGCACGCCAUGGACGUAGCCAAGAAUCAGAGCAAUUUUGCCUACAGGCAGGAGGCUAAGGCCAAGCUCAACUACACCUCUGUGGCUAUGAGCCCAGACAUCAUGAGGGCUACACAGGCCUCCAAGCUCGCCAGCAAUAUUGGCUACCGUGAGAAGGCUCGCCAGGAGGCUGCCCAUGGAGGUUCCCUGGUCCACCGUCCAGACAUCGCUCUGGCCACUGCGGUGUCCAAGCUUAACAGCCAGGUGCAGUACAAGGCCAAGUAUGACAAGGAGAAGGGACUCAGGCCAAAGUAUGACAUGAAGGAAAGUGUUGUUUACAAGACUCAGAAGGAUGCACACCAGCUGGCUAGUGAGGUGAAGUACAAGGGCGACCUGAAGAAGCUGCACAAACCUGUAACCGACAUGGCAGAGUCUCUGUCCAUGCAGCACAACCUGAGCACCAGCAAGCUGUCCAGUGACUACCAGUACAAGAAGAAACAUGAGGACAGUAAGGGUCACUACCUCAUGAUUGCUGACUCACCAGAACAGCUUCAUCACAAGGAGGCUUCAGAACUACAGAGUCACGUGAAGUACAAGGAGAAGUAUGAGAAGGCUAAAGGAAAGGCCAUGCUGGACUUCGAGACCCCCACCUAUGUGACGGCUAAGGAAGCCCAGCACAUGCAAAGCGCGAAAGACUAUCAUAAGGAAUAUGAGGAGUCCAUAAAGGGAAAGAACCUCUCAGGCUUGGAGUUCACCCCUGCCAUGUUACAUGUCAGACAUGCCACCAAAAUAGCCAGCGAGAGAGAUUACAGGAGGGAUCUAGAGGAGGGGGUGAAGGGUAAAGGGCUAACUGUUUUUGAGGAAACUCCUGAGCUUUUGAGAGCAAGGAACGCCACUGCUAUCCUGAGUCAGAAAGAGUACAAGAAGACAUUGGAGACAGAGAUCAAGGGCAAGGGAAUGUUGGCAUUGGCUACAGACACGCCAGACUUCAUGAGGGCUAGGAAUGCUACAGACAUCCUCAGCCAGCAAAAGUACAAGCAGACUGCUGAGGCGGACAGGGCUAGCUACACUAGUGUUAUCGACACCCCUGACAUCCUCCACGCACAGAAUAUCAGGAACAUGGUCAGCCAGAAAAAGUACAGGGAGGAGGCUGAGAAGUGCAUGUCUCACUAUGUGCCCGUCCUGGACACCCCUGAGAUGAUGAGAGUCCGUGAGAAUCAGAAGAACUUCAGCACUCUUCAGUACCAGACAGACCACCUUAAAAACGUAAAAGGCAAAGUGUCGUCAAUAAAGGAAAGCCCUGAAAUUCUUUGUGUUAACGAGAAUACAAAAAAUUUCAGUUGGAUUUGGUACAAAGAGGACUUUGGAGGAGGAACAGCUCUGUCAGACACCCCAGAGAUGGACAGAGUUAAAUGCAAUCAGACAAACAUUAGCACGGUACACUAUAGGGACUCGUUGUGUCGGGGCACAGCCAUCUCAGACCUACCGGGGGUGAAGAACGUUCGUGAGAUGCAGAAGAACAUCAGCUCGUUUUCUUUACUGAAGUGCUAUUCAGUACAAAGAGGAGCAGCUAUAUCAGACCCCCCAGAGAUGGACAGAGUUAAACGCAACCAGCAACACAUUAGCAUGAUAAAGUACAAGGACUCGUUGUGUCGGUGCACAGCCAUCUCAGACCUACCGGAGGUGAAGAGGGUUCGUGAGAUGCAGAAGAACAUCAGCUCGGUGUUGUAUAAGGACAGUUCUGCCAAAGGAACGCCCCAGGUGUUCACUCCAGAGAUGGAGAGAGCGAAACGGAACCAAGAACAGAUUAGCUCGGUGCUGUACUCUGACAGCUUCCGUAAACAGGUGCAGGGCAAGGCUGCCUUUGUGCUGGACACACCUGAGAUGAGACGCGUCAAGGAGACCCAGCGCAACAUCUCUGGAGUGAAAUACCACCAGGACUUUGAGAAGAGUAAGGGCAGCUUCACUCCCACCACCUCUGACCCCGUGAUGGACCGCGUGAAGAAGAACACCCAGGAGUUCAGCGACAUCAACUACCGUGGCAUCCAGAGACGUGUGGUGGAGAUGGAGAAGAGACGCGUGGUGGAGCACGAACAGGAGACAGUCACCGAUCUGCGUGUAUGGCGCACCAACCCCGGCUCUGUGUUUGACUACGACCCUGCUGAGGACAACAUCCAGUCCAGGAGUCUGCACAUGAUGUCAGUCCAAGCCCAGCGUCGCAGCAAGGAGCACUCCCGCUCCACCAGCGCUAUGAGUGGUGUUGGCGAUGAGAAGUCUGAGGUGUCUGAGGACCCAGCCCACCACGUGUCCCUGUACAGCAACGGCUUUGCUACCACCUCCAUGGGUUACACACACACCAAGACCGUGGAGCUGCAGCAGAGGUCUUCCUCUGUAGCCACACAGCAGACCACCGUGUCCUCUGUCCCCUCCCACCCUUCCACCACCGGGAAAACUGUGCGUGCCAUGUAUGACUACUCCUCUGCCGACAUGGACGAGGUCUCCUUCAAGGAUGGUGAUGUUAUCGUAAACGUGCAGUCCAUCGACGAGGGCUGGAUGUACGGCACUGUGCAGCGCUCAGGGAAGACUGGCAUGCUGCCGGCCAAUUACGUUGAAGCAAUCUAAAGACAAGUCCCACCCACCCCUCCCCCCGGAGUGGGUGAGACACAUCCACCUGGCCACCAUCUACGGCUGAAUCUGUCGCUUCGUAAACCUGUUAUAUGUGUAGACGAUCGCUUAGAUUAGAUUUUUGUAGCUGUAGUAUACAUGCAAUUCUUGUUGAUGCCCGUUUCCCAAGGCCCUGUGGAUGUGACAUGAGAAGCUGAAAUGUAUAAAUACCUAUAUAGACUACUGUAGAAGAACAUUCAUCAUUUUCCAAGACCUUGUCUUGAAAGAACAAUAUGACGAAAAGCCCAUUAUUUUGUAAAUUGCAGACAGAACCUUAUUUAAUCAAUGUCGGUUAAAUAUUUUUGAAAAGCUUUACUGAAAGUUAAUUUUCACACAAAAACAGAUGAGCUUACAUGCGACGUAUAUGGACGAUAGGAAAGUGUAAUGUAUGGAGAGAAUAAAGUUGUUUAAUCACCUAAAACCACAAGGGGUUGAUGAAGAAAAGACGUAACCAGGGGUCUGUUCCUGAGGAUGUAACAUUACAGAACGUUCAGAUAAGAAUAUAGUGUAGAACAGAUAUGAUUGGCUAAUAGAGCGGACACGAUUCCCUAUUCUUAUUUCUAUCAGCGAGUUUCACCUCCCUGAAUACACCCGUUUGAGAAGCCUCUUCCCUCCUGAAGUAGCCGAAGGCUGGUCACUCAUUGCAUGUGUUUCGUUCCCUCGUCUGGGGGUAAAGGAAGUAAAAUACCUUCGAUCAGUAGAUAAUAAAACACCAACCUGCUGCACUA
Messenger RNA from Salvelinus sp. IW2-2015, 19603 nucleotides. Lineage: Eukaryota; Metazoa; Chordata; Actinopteri; Salmoniformes; Salmonidae. The record is from RefSeq and is a predicted model, not a curated record.